Molecule: messenger RNA, 1167 nt
Organism: Dioszegia hungarica
Lineage: Eukaryota; Fungi; Basidiomycota; Tremellomycetes; Tremellales; Bulleribasidiaceae
Exons: 4
Coding region: 1-1167 (388 amino acids)
Source: RefSeq, a predicted model, not a curated record
AUGUCAGACCAAACGGAUCUGUCCAACUAUACCAUCCGAUUGGCUUCUUCUGAACAGGAGCAGCAGUACCUGCGCGCGACCUUUGACGUCUGGAGCAAAGGAAAGUCAUGGAAGGACUACAACGAGUUUUUCGAGAAGACCUUGAAUCAGGGACAGUGGACGGAAGACGGAGGAACGAAACACUGGGUGCUCGUGUUGAGAAGUGACUACGAUGGCGAGAUAUGUUCGGGAGCUCGCGUGUACAGACGCACGGCCCUACUCAAGGAGACCUCGUCGACGGAGAUUCGGGACAAGUAUAUUUACAACGUCACAGCUGUUGUCACCCCCAAAUCCAAGCUCCGGAGAGGUUUCGCGCGUCACCUCUUGAAGCUUCUUCAUUAUGAGCUCGCCCCUCCCGAAGCUCUCCCACCGUUCCCUGAGGCUGAGUGGGGUCCUCCUCCUCCCCCUCUCUCGGAACGGGAUCGAGCAGACAUCCCUCCCUCUCUGGCUAGCGCUCUCUGGUCGAUCGUCGGGAACUUCUACGAGAAGGCGGGGUACAUCAUCCAGGAGGAGCACUUGAUGCAGAUCAAGUGGUCAUUACGCGCCCCUACGUCUUCGGAGCCGCCGCCCAAGCGGAGCUGGAUAUACAGUAGUGACCUGCCAGCCAUCGGUGCUGAGCUGUCGGAGGUCAAGCGGGCAGAGCUCUCCUCCCAGCAGGGCACAAGCUGGAGCAUCGACCCCAGCUCGAAAGGCGUCCUCAGCUAUAUCCCAACAAGAGUCUUGCGUCCCCGCUCUCAGGACUGGAACGAGGUGUACGAUCACGAAGCGGUCGGAAUUCGCUUGCCACCCAUCAAAGCCGGUCAAGGCGAAGCUAUCGUCCUCUUCAGCAACGCACUUUCUCUCCUCCCCGGUCUGCUUGUCCUCUACGUACACAACCUCGAGGCGGACCGGCUACCCACCCUGCUCGAGGCGCUUGAUGAAGCCAGUGUCGCGGCCGGAACCAAGGAGGGACUGCUAUGGGGGCUGGCGGAGGAUAGCGCGCUGUCGAAAGCUUGGCUCAGCCAGCCUGGGCGGGAAGCGAGUAUAGCGAGGAGAGGAGACGCCGAAAACCAACUGGCGGUGGCAUGGUAUGGUGGGCACGAAGAGAAAGGGCGUGUCGUUGACAGCCAGUUGUGGACGUGCGCGUGA